Messenger RNA from Exophiala aquamarina CBS 119918, 1560 nucleotides. Its product is annotated as ATP-dependent RNA helicase DBP5. The record is from RefSeq and is a predicted model, not a curated record. Gene Ontology annotation, cellular component: nucleus; cytoplasmic stress granule. Gene Ontology annotation, molecular function: RNA helicase activity; RNA binding; ATP binding. Gene Ontology annotation, biological process: poly(A)+ mRNA export from nucleus. The coding region runs from base 1 to 1560 and encodes 519 amino acids. NCBI's taxonomy places the organism in Eukaryota, Fungi, Ascomycota, Eurotiomycetes, Chaetothyriales, Herpotrichiellaceae. The transcript has 4 exons.
AUGUCUGAGGCUCCCGCUGGAAGCGGCUCUCUGGCAGGCCGUGUCUCAAAACCAGACCAGCCUAAUCCCGCCGCCGAAUCUUUCAAACCCAAGUCUGGCACCUCUUGGGCGGAUGAGGUUGCCUCUCCUGCCACAGAACUCCCUUCCAACCCGAUUCAAGCACCAGAAUCUUCCGAUGCAAUCCCUCAGGUCGACGGCGCUACUACGCCCUUUGGCGGUUCAACCUUGCAGGAGCCGGAAUAUCAGGUCGAAAUCAAGCUGGCUGAUAUGCAAGCUGAUCCGAACAACCCUCUAUUCUCCGCUACAUCAUUCGAGCAGCUGGGCUUGACCGAGGAUAUUCUCAAAGGUGUCAUGAGCAUGAAUUUCCGCAAGCCGUCAAAGGUUCAAGAGAAGACUCUGCCCCUCUUACUACUAAAUCCUCCUCAAAAUCUCAUCGGCCAGUCUCAAUCAGGAACUGGCAAGACUGCCGCCUUCGUCCUUAACAUUCUGGCUCGUCUUGACUUGAGCUCCGAACAAAUGCAAAAAACCCCUCAAGCUCUGGUUCUUGCGCCGAGCAGAGAACUCGCUCGACAGAUUGUUGGUGUUGUUAAGGUCAUGGGUUCUUUCGUCAACGGUCUCAACGUUGAAGCUGCCGUUCCUCAGGAUGCCGCAUCACGUACAAGAAAGAUAGAAGCCUCUGUUGUCGUUGGAACUCCAGGUACAGUCAUGGACAUGAUUCGCAAGCGGUCCAUGGAUUCCAGAGGAUUCAAAGUCCUUGUCCUUGAUGAAGCCGACAAUAUGCUUGACCAACAAGGCCUCGGAGACCAAUGCAUCCGUGUCAAGCGCAUGCUUCCCAAGAACAUCCAGAUUGUUCUGUUCUCAGCCACUUUCCCCGACAACGUUGUCAACUACGCCGUUCAGUUCGCUCCAGGUGCCAAUCAAAUGACUCUCCAACACCAAGACCUGACCGUGGAAGGAAUCAAACAAAUCUAUUUAGACUGUGAUAAUGACCAGGCCAAGUAUGAUAUCCUUGUCAAGUUCUACGGUUUGAUGACCAUUGGCUCCUCAAUCAUUUUCGUCAAGACUCGGGACACUGCACUUGCCAUCGAGCAGCGAAUGACCGCAGAAGGUCAUAAAGUUGUAUCUCUCACUGGUGGAUACGAGGGCGCACAACGAGACGUCAUCAUUGACUCUUUCCGUAUGGGCCACGCAAAAGUUCUUAUCACCACCAACGUACUUGCCCGCGGCAUCGACGUUCAGUCCGUUUCCAUGGUGGUCAACUACGACGUGCCAGAUAAAUUCCUCGGUCACGGAAAAUUUGUUGCUGAUCCACAGACUUACCUCCACCGUAUCGGUCGAACCGGUCGAUUUGGUCGCGUCGGCGUCGCCGUCACGUUUAUCAGCAGUAGAAGUGACUGGGACAAGUUGAUGGAGAUUCAAAAGUACUUUGGUACAGAAAUGACCAAAGUAGCGACCGAUGAUUGGGAUGAACUGGAGGAUCAAGUCACCAAGAUCAUCAAGAGCUCUAGGGCUGGGGCGAAUUUCCAGGAGGGAGCAAAGAUGGGAGGAAUGCAGAUGUAA